AUGUGGAACCAGUUGUCGCAAUGCACUGUUCAUUCAUGUUUACCAAGACUGGGGAGAUCAUCUGUAGUUCUGCGCUGUCUCCGGUGCACUCACACUAUCUGGUAUCCGGAUGCUGAGUUUCAGCGACAGAUAAAGACAAGUGGGAUGUUUGGAGCGUUCUGGUAUCCAAAAAUAGGCAGCAAACGUCUUUCGGAUGCAUUAGGAAAUACUAAACUAGAGAAAAUGUUACAAGAGUCUCCAGCUCUUUCUCCUGGUUACCAUGGAAAGUUUCGGGAGAAGCAAUUGGAAAACAUGAUUUUAAAUUUUGGUCCUCAACACCCUGCAGCUCAUGGAGUGCUUCGUUUGGUCCUGAAAUUGGAGGGUGAAGUGGUAAUUAAAGCAAUGCCUCAUAUCGGUCUUCUUCACAGAGGGACAGAAAAGCUAAUCGAGCAUAAAACUUACUCACAAGCUGCACCUUAUUUUGAUCGCUUGGAUUAUGUCUCGAUGAUGUGCAAUGAAGGCGCUUAUUCGCUAGCCGUAGAAAAGUUACUGGGAAUUGAUGUACCUCUUCGUGCAAAGUAUAUAAGAACUCUUAUGUAUGAAUUGACACGUUUGGCUAAUCAUAUUAUGGGUAUUACGACCCAUGCGCUUGAUGUGGGUGCAAUGACACCUCUUUUUUGGUUGUUUGAAGAGCGUGAGAAAAUCUUUGAGUUCAGUGAAAGAGUCUCUGGUGCAAGAAUGCACUCUAAUUAUAUUAGGCCAGGUGGCGUUGCCUGGGAUAUCCCGUUGGGCUGGAUGGAUGACCUGUACGACUUCAUUUGCAAAAUCCCACAGCGGAUCGACGAAUUAGAGGAUGUGCUUACGGAAAAUCGCAUUUGGAAGGCACGCACAAUAGAUAUUGGCAUCGUAAGCGCUGAAGAUGCUUUAAAUUGGGGCUUUACGGGAGUAAUGUUACGAGGCUCUGGCGUGAAGUGGGAUAUUAGGAAAUCACAACCUUAUGAUGCUUAUGAAGAAGUCGAUUUUGACGUACCGAUUGGAACUAAAGGUGACUGUUAUGACAGUUCUUUACAUAUAUUUAUGAUUCAUCAUCUUUUUAUGUACCUUUGUCGACUUGAGGAGAUGCGCCAAAGUUUACGGAUCAUACAUCAGUGCCUGAAUAAGAUGCCGCCAGGCGAUGUGAAGCUGGACGACUGUAAGAUAGUUCCACCUCGACGUUAUGCAAUGAAGAACGACAUGGAAUCUCUGAUCCAUCACUUUAAGUUUUUUGCACAAGGAUUCCAAGUGCCACCAGGCAUCGUUUAUUUACCUUUUGAAGCUCCCAAAGGAGAAUUGGGAGUUUAUUUGGUAUCAGAUGGAACCUCAAAACCGUACAGAUGCUACAUCCGUUCACCAGGAUUUGCUCAUCUUUCCGGAAUACAUGACAUCGCAUAUAUGUCUCUGAUUGCUGACGUCGUUGCCAUUAUUGGUACAUUGGAUCUUGUCUUUGGAGAGAUUGAUCGUUGA
This is a messenger RNA of Enterobius vermicularis (human pinworm), 1482 nucleotides long. The record is from the annotation of a GenBank genome assembly. Lineage: Eukaryota; Metazoa; Nematoda; Chromadorea; Rhabditida; Oxyuridae.